AUGGCCAUCGAUAUUGUAAGCCUGGGAGUGCUGAACAGCCACAAGGAGGUCAAUUUAGCAUUCAUCAGGGUUUCGCGGCCCGGAAUGGACAUUUGUUUCUUUCUUCUUGAACUACCAUCAACCUUUUCACACACACAAACAUGCGUGCUGACGAUUUGGGAAGUCAUUCAAGAAAAUGAAUAUUUGACAGAUUUGAAGAAAGUUCUCAAGUACAGUGGACCAGGUGCUCGCAAGCUUUUGGACGACAAGGAGAAAAAGUUGACAUUCUUAGCCCCAGUCAACUGGCACCACGAUCGUCACAAGGACGAAGAAAUGAACUGGUUCAAACUUGGUCAAUGGAACAAUAUCGAAAAGACAAUCAACAUGUUUGAGAAUGAACAACCAAGCACUUUCGAAGACGAUAAAGAUAAAGAACGUAAACGUAAAUGGUUAGCAUUCAUCAUUGAUGCUACAUUGAGAUAUCAUGUUAUCGAAGGAAAAGAACCUUUGAACACAUGGCAUAUCACACAAAACAGUUCAGUAGCAACUGAUUUGACAAUCGGCAAAGGCAAAGCACGCGAUGUCUUGGGCAACUUGAUGGACGGCUUCCCUUACCGUUUACGAGUCGGCAAGAGUUUGCUCCCUCGCCCUUCCCUCUACUUCAACUUCUAUUCCCGUUUGGUGUACCCUGACGUAAACGUUGGUGGUUCUUUGGUUCAUGCUGUUUCCUUGCCCUUGCUCAUUCCACCAUCUGCUAUGCAAACUUUGUACUUUAGCGUUCCGGAAUUAGCAGGUACAGUAUCAGCAUUGCAAAAGACACACACAGAUGGCUACUUCCGAUUGCCAAUCAAUCAUUCGGCCAUCGACCAUGAAUACUCUCCUUUCGGUCGCAGUGCUCACUGCUCACCAAUGGAGGCUGCAGAAAGACUAGAACACAUGUUCGGCCAAGUGUCUGUUGAUGAGAUCGAAGCUUUGGACGCUCAACGUCAUACCCAUCACCGUGACGAAGAUGGCAGUCCUCAUCAUGGCGGCAGAAAGGGUCACUCCGCACCAGGUCAACCUGAUGUGACACUCUUUGCACCUGACAACCUUGCUUGGUACCGUUUACCUCCAUUGUUGCGUAUCUUCUUGUGGUCUCCAUACGGCUCAAAAGUGUUGGGUAAAGUGUUGGCCUUGCACUCUUUACCAAAGACGAUCUUCUAUGCAGACUUUGUUCACACCCGUGAUGACAAAUUCCAAUUCCAAUCCAAGGAGACUAUCUCCGCACAUGAUUUGGUCAAUUCACCUGAAUGGUUGUGGGGUCCAACAUCCGAACAACCAAGUGUGCCUUUCGGUGAUGCCGAAGUAACACGUUACACAUUCAACACAGCUUUGCCCAAGAUUCAUCACAAGGAUCCAAAAGAGGGCGGUAUCACUCUUGACAAAAUGGAAUUCGAGACCGUAGACGUUGCUGUCUAUCGUUACAAGAUCUUGCCUGGUGGUCGUGGCCCUUUGCAAACCCGUGUAAGCGUUCAAGGUGUACCUGUCGUAUUCCAAGAUAUUGCUGUUGCCAAUGGUGCUUUGCACGUCAUCAGUCGCUUCAUCAAGCCAAAAGGUCACCCCCACAAGGGUAUUUGGGCUUAUGCAUCCGAAGAAGCAAGUAAGUUCGGAUUUGGUGAUGGCGAUUUAGCCGCUCAAAUGCUCUAA
Messenger RNA from Meira miltonrushii, 1665 nucleotides. RefSeq lists its product as uncharacterized. Gene Ontology annotation, biological process: macroautophagy. The transcript has 4 exons. Gene Ontology annotation, cellular component: fungal-type vacuole membrane. The coding region runs from base 1 to 1665 and encodes 554 amino acids. Lineage: Eukaryota; Fungi; Basidiomycota; Exobasidiomycetes; Exobasidiales; Brachybasidiaceae. The record is from RefSeq and is a predicted model, not a curated record.